Molecule: messenger RNA, 537 nt
Organism: Trypanosoma grayi
Lineage: Eukaryota; Euglenozoa; Kinetoplastea; Trypanosomatida; Trypanosomatidae
Exons: 1
Coding region: 1-537 (178 amino acids)
Source: RefSeq, a predicted model, not a curated record
AUGCGCAGGUCAUCAUCGCACGUGCUCACGCCGGGGUACAACAGCAACCCGAGCGGUCGUCGUGCAUUGCGCUGCCGUCGAAGAGCCGACCUGACAAGCGACAGUUGUUACGACCAGCAUCCAUCCCGCACUGGAAAAAAAAAAGGCCUACCGCAGCAUAUUUCGCUGGCCACCACUCAUCCCAGACUCAAUCAGCAUCAGCCUCAUCUCUACCAUACCAGGCCAGUCCAAAGGAACGGGACGCAGCCGCAUUCCACGCCUUCACGCUUCCACAAGAAACCGCCAGGCGGCGGUGACGCUGACCUGCGCACGACACCUGGCAGCCAGCAGCAAGCCCCAACACGAUGCGAUCCGCACAACUCAACAUCUUCAGCCACACAUCCCAAACGUUGCACUGCACGUCGUUCACCGGACAGUAAGCACCGGCUGUUGUGCUUUCACGCACCCAAACAAACACACCUUGAGGCCUCCUGCUUCGGCGUCGCGGAGGGCCACCACGAGGCUGCAGGCGCACCGACGGCGAUGGAAUCCGGAUAA